AUGUGUUUAGUAAUACAAAUAGCAAGUGGUAUAUUUUUAGCAAUGCAUUAUUCAAGUAAUAUAGAAUUAGCUUUUAAUUCAGUAGAGCAUAUCAUGAGAGAUGUAAAUGCAGGUUGA
Messenger RNA from Priceomyces carsonii, 117 nucleotides. RefSeq lists its product as uncharacterized. Gene Ontology annotation, biological process: mitochondrial electron transport, ubiquinol to cytochrome c. Bases 1 to 117 code for a protein of 38 amino acids. The record is from RefSeq and is a predicted model, not a curated record. Gene Ontology annotation, molecular function: quinol-cytochrome-c reductase activity. Gene Ontology annotation, cellular component: membrane. Lineage: Eukaryota; Fungi; Ascomycota; Pichiomycetes; Serinales; Debaryomycetaceae. The transcript has a single exon.